GUAUCAUGAUGCGCAUACAUCCCAAUCGACUCGAACAUGCAAAACCAAAUAGACCAAAAUGAGGAUACAUUCCUGCAGUUUCAACGAGAAUAACGACUCCGAUGGGGAGAGUGUAUAAGAUUACGAUGCAGCGAAUAAGCUGAACGGGAGCGCAGAAUAUACAGAAAAAGUUCCGCUCGCUAGGAGUCGUAGAAAAGCUGUUGUAAGCUAUGUGGCGAAAGGCCUAAUCAGCACCAGAGAACGUGCAACAGAUUUUGAUGGCGUCUGAGCGGGCGACACAGAAAAAGCACGUAUCGGCCAUGUUGUGUUUGGUCAAUCGUGCUGCACAAUGUCACGACUGACGUUCUCGGUUUCAGGGACAGCACAGUGUGAAGUUGUUAGAGGUAGUCACCUCACUGAUGUGCGCUACGUUGGAACACCUUCGUACGAACCCGGAACUGUUCCUACAGAUGACCAAAACGGAUCUACAGCUUAAGCUGUACGGUGCGGUUGGCUGCGAGUAUGCGGAAUAUUCAUAUGGUUGGUAUGGUAUCAAGGUUGCCUGCCACCAGAAACGUUGGUGGAAAUAAUGAUUGAUUUUGUGCUCAAUAACUGUGUAUUCGAGGAGGACGUGUGACUCAGGGGGAUAUGAUCGUACAUGAGCUGGGAAUGGUAACCAAGCAGCUCGAUCGUGUUAUGCGUGACAAAUUGAGGACUCAUGUUUGUGUUUCUGCUUCACGUCUACAGAUAUAAUAUCUGGCUUCGUACUCCAAUACCAUUCUCUCUGUUUCUAACUGUCCAUUCAAUUCAAUUCCUGUUGACCAAGGGGGACGAAACAGCCAAUAGCAGUAGGUAAUUAAGUUUAUGAUGUCAAUUUCGUGAAAUUGAUAAAAAAGAGAACGAAAAGGAAAAUUCUUUCGUCCUUUUGUGUAGUCUCACACUAAAAGGGACACCCAUUAUUAAAAGGUGGAAGUAUCUUUAUAGUGCUGUAUUAAUUUCUUUUCUACCAGGUUCAUUUUGCGUGAUUCAAGGAGCAUCGGGUUUUGUAUAUAAUUAAAAUUAGGCGUCCCUUUUGAUUCGCUGUAACAAAAGAAAUAAUUUACUAUAAAUUACAAUCUCGAAUAGAUCGAAUCUCUAUAAUCGAAAGCGAAGGUUCAUUAAUAGUUAUCUUUCCUCACCACACUUAACUCUCGGCGAGCAUAUCCUCUUAAAGUAGAAUCAAACUCAAGUAGUAGUCGAGUGAACUAUAAAAACAAUCAUUCAUUCAUUAUCAGGCACUGAAAAUGUUAAUUCCUAUAAAACACAAUCUAAACAUUUGUUUCAGCUCAUUUGUACUUCGACGGUGUUGCACAGUUGACCGUUAAAAGUUGUACGAUACUCGUGAGUUCCUCUUUCGUGCCUAAUUAAUAAUACUAUGUUGCUUUGGUGGUUUUGGUUAUUCGGAAUUGCCCAUAUCAUACUUGCCAAUGAAAAUGUAUUCGGCGAGUACAGCGUGUUUGGACCAUCGCACUUCAUAUUGGAUGCGCUUCGUUUGCCUAACGAUACGCUUUGUGAUCGACAGCUCAAGGCAGUGGUUACUGGUUUGAAAGCAAAAGAAAUCUGGUCAUUGGAAUUCGCAGAUGCAUGGGGUAAGUGGCCGUCCGGUGUGUUAGCCGGUAACCUCUACGAGCUGGGUAACUAUGAUCAAUGUGUUGGUCUGCGACACGACAUCAUUGAAGGGGCAUACUGUUUGCUUACCAUUUCCCUCGAGCAUAUACUACCUGUUCCUACGCAACGUAUCAUGCCGGGCACAUCCAAAGGUGCAUGGACAGUUCAUCUAGGGUCCUGUAUACCGACAACCUGCAGUCCAGCAUACUUUCUGAAGCUACUUAAUGAGACCUAUCCUGCCUUGCCGGCCAUUGAUAUGGUGUGCAACUCAAUACCGCCUUCGAUUGGCACUGUUCAAUACGUCGCUAUAUUCAUAUUUGCUCUGAUCGGAUUAUUGAUGUUCGUGAGUACAGCGUAUGAUACACUGGUACGGUGGAUUAGGUUUAAACCUCGGUACAACCUGGUCAUCUUUUCGCUGUAUUCCAAUGCUUUGAAAUUAUUUGCAACUACCAACCAUCGAGACUUUGGAAACGAGACAGGCAAACCCAGCACUAUCAAGUGUAUCAAUGGAAUACGCGUACUCUCAAUGGUUUGGGUCAUCUUUAGCCAUAACUAUGUUCGCAUCGGAAUGAUACCACUAGUUAACUCCCACGUGAUUCUCACGUGGAUCCGGUCCUAUCACAGCAUGCUUGUCGUGGCAUCCACCGUUUCUGUCGAUUCGUUUUUCCUAAUCAGUGGACUUCUGACCUGUUGGAGUAUGCUGAACGAGUUGGAUCGAAACGGCAGACUUAAUUUACCGUUGAUGUACCUGCAUCGCUACCUCCGACUAACACCAGCCUUAGCAGCUUUAAUCCUAUACUCUGCCACACUAAUGCGCUACAGUGGCUCGGGCCCAUUUUGGGAUGGCGCCAUGUCCCUAACUGCCGAUACAUGCCGCGACUACUGGUGGUCAGCUCUCCUCUACGUACAGAACUACGUUAAUCCUCGCGAGAUGUGCCUUGGGCACUCCUGGUAUCUGUCGGUGGAUAUGCAGCUUUAUCUUAUUGCGCCUUUUCUAGUCUACCCACUGUGGCGUUGGGGCCGUAGAAUUUUGCUUCUUUUAGGAGCGCUGUUGCUUACUUCGAUGGUCACUGUGUUCGUACUGUUUCUCAUGCACAACCUGCGCCUUUCGUUCCUUGCGGUGGAUUCCGACCGUGUUCGACAUUCGUACACAUACUACCCAACUCAUACACGAAUGGGCGCGUGGCUAGUGGGGCUCGCAUACGGAUAUACCCUCCAACGUACCCGAAAAAAUCGCGUGCAAAUGUCACCAUUGGCUGUGUCCGUCGGAUGGACUGCAGCCUCGGGUGCCAUGUUGACCAUCAUACUUGCGGCCUAUCCUCUACACCAGACAGAUUACAAAAAUUUACCAAUCAUCGCCGACGCCACGUACGAAGCACUCAACCGUGUCGCUUGGGCUGCAGCCGUCGGAUGGGUCAUAUUCGCCUGCGUGAACGGGUACGGCGGAGCUGUCGAUCACUUUCUUGGAGCAACCGUAUGGCAACCACUGGGGCGCCUCUCCUACUCGAUCUAUUUGCUACACCUUCCCAUCCAGUUGAUGAUGACUGGAGCCGCCCGACACUCCUUCUAUUUUAGUGAUUUACUUGCCGCGUAUCAGUUUUGGGGAGACAUCGGAUUUACUUUAACACUUGCAGUAUUCUGGACACUGCUGUUUGAAUCGCCGGUGAUCGGACUGGAGAAAAUACUGUUUGGCCGUGCUAGACGAAACUCUGACCGACAACCAUCAAGAAUUGCACAGAGCACCGAUACAAUUACGAAUAGCCGGGAUAUGGCUCCGAAACCUUCUACUGAACGAUGCGAUUUUAGAAAAUUCAGAAACAGAAAGCUAUCAGUAUAAAAAACACAUUGCUCACACGUUAUCAUCAUAACCACUGAUGAUGAAGUAAGAAAUAAAUAUUUUUCAGUCAUUAAUAUUUUCGAAUCGACUAGCAUUACGAGAAAAGGUAACUAUGAAAAAAAACAAUCAAAUUCCAUAAAAGUUUUUAAGAAUUUAUUUGAUUUAAUUGUAAACAGUUUGGUUCAUUCCUGAAAUGGUAACGAUAGUACUACUGAUGGUUUAUAAUAAAUGCUACAACAACUACAUAAAUGACACUUUUAUAAAAAAUUGUUCUCGGCCGUUUCGUCUUAGUUAAAGCACAUUUUGGUGCUGUGACACUUUGAUUACGUCUGAUUUAUAACGAUUAGAGCAAUAUCAUAAGAAUUUUACGAAGGGCAAUAUGUUGUGUCAUCUCUUGCAUAUCUCUUACAUUUGAACGUCCCCUUACAUUCUAUGAAUGCCUUGAUUUCGAGCACACAUUGUAAUAUGACUUGCCAUUUGCUUCCUAUCCAUGUAACAUGGGCAAUGAACGCGUAGUAUUAUCUGUCUAAUUAACAUCUACGAUGCAUACAUUGUAAAGAACCUUCUCCAAACAGUGAAACAGACAAGGGUAGAUACUUCAUUAGGUUUUCAAUUUUGCUGAAUCUAUUCUUCUUAAACUAGUUUUCCUAUAAAUAAAUUAAAGUAUUUUAAACAAUGCUUCUAAGCGCUAAAAUAACCGUUAUGCUAAGUUACCCAGUGCAUUAACAAGUCAAUGCUAAAAUAACUUGUUGGAACUUAACUACCAAUUAAACUUUUAUAUUGCAUGUAUCACCAAGUAUGGCGCAGGUAUAAUUUCACCUUGAAGUAAUUACAGUAAAUAAAAAAUAAAACGAAGUGAGAAACAACCAUGUAACUAAAAAACCACUAGCUUUCUAUUUCCUAUUAAAAAUAUGCAAAACUAGAACAAAACGAACAAUUUUAAUUUACAAUUCACGCUGCGCGAUAGGACUAACUAUGGAAAACAAACAUGCAAACGGGAAUACAAACGGGAGCUAAAGCAUAAAAACAUUUCCAAACUCAUCUAAAUCUGGGCUUUUGCACAGUCGUAUAUAUCUUGGUUUCUGUUGACAAUUUUUCGAAAGCAUUCGAACAUAAACAUAAACACGAUUUUAACCUUUUAAUCUACAGUAUUACAAAACAAAUAAAGAAAUGAUACGGAGUUGUGAUGCUUCCUCAUGCUAACGUACUGGCAUGUUCAGUGUUGUAAAACAUUUUUACUUUUCCUCUA
Messenger RNA from Anopheles cruzii, 4712 nucleotides. Its product is annotated as nose resistant to fluoxetine protein 6. The transcript is spliced from 5 exons. The coding region runs from base 1394 to 3463 and encodes 689 amino acids. The record is from RefSeq and is a predicted model, not a curated record. NCBI's taxonomy places the organism in Eukaryota, Metazoa, Arthropoda, Insecta, Diptera, Culicidae. Gene Ontology annotation, molecular function: acyltransferase activity, transferring groups other than amino-acyl groups.